Molecule: messenger RNA, 1246 nt
Organism: Rubroshorea leprosula
Lineage: Eukaryota; Viridiplantae; Streptophyta; Magnoliopsida; Malvales; Dipterocarpaceae
Source: the annotation of a GenBank genome assembly
GGGGAUUGAAAACAUUCCAUCGCCCUCCAUCACCCUCCCUCGUCAAAAUCAAUAUCCCAAACACAAUAAGGAGGCAUUUCCCCUCCUCCUCCUUCCCCUAUCCCUUCCCCACCAACUUCCCUAGUACCCCAAGAUUCCACUUUUACCACCGCGCGGGGAGGACUAUGCCCUCACUCCUAUCAAAAUCCUUCCUUUUCCUGACCCCAAAAUCUGUACACCUCUCUUCUUCCAUGUCUACCCUUGCUGGCCACUCCGUCUCUCCGGCCAAAGCGCGCCUCCGUGGUGUCGUUUUCGACAUGGACGGGACCUUAACUGUGCCUGUCAUCGACUUUCCGGCAAUGUACUGUUCUGUGCUUGGUGAAAACGAGUACAAUAGAGUGAAAGCAGAAAACCCUUCUGGGAUUGACAUUUUGCACCACAUUGAGAAAUGGAGCCCCGAGAAACAGAAAAAGGCGUACCAGAUCAUUGCUGAUUUCGAGCGCCAAGGGCUAGAGCGACUCCAAAUCAUGCCUGGGGCAGCUGAACUUUGUGGCUUUCUUGAUUCAAAGAAAAUAAGGAGGGGACUAAUCACUCGCAAUGUCAAAGAAUCUGUUGAUCUGUUUCAUGAGCGGUUUGGGGUGACCUUUUCUCCAGCACUUAGCAGAGAGUUUCGUCCUUGUAAACCAGACCCUGCUCCGCUGCUACAUAUCUGUUCUACUUGGGAAGUUCAACCCACUGAAGUCAUGAUGGUUGGUGAUAGUCUUAAAGAUGAUGUAGCUUGUGGAAAACGAGCUGGAGCAUUUACAUGCUUGCUUGAUGAAAAAGGGAGGUAUGACUCUCCUCAUUUGGCCAACUUGGAUCUUCAACCUGAUUUCAAGGUGUCUUCGCUAACUGAAGUUUGCUCCUUGCUGGAAUCCAAAUUUGACCUUACACCAUGAGUUCCAAACUCGUAAAUGAUUAAAAAGGUCAGACGACUAUUAGAGAAGCCUGUAGGUUGUGCUUGAUUAACAAAAAGCUCACUACAGAGAACUUCUAUGAUUUGUAGUAGGAUCUUUUCCUUGUUCCCAGCAAGGUCAGGGCCUAGGUAACAAUACGGAAAACUAGUAGAGGAUUUAGGAAACUGGCUUUGAAGCAUAAGCCCAUGCUUGAUUUACAAUCAUGAAUAAAGUGGAAGAAUUCACUUGGUGUGGUUGCAGAUUGGCAUGAUUUCACAUUAUAAUUGAAUGAUGUCAAAACCUUGCUUGGGGAGUAAACCUUUAUUUUUAAC